Brassica oleracea var. oleracea is the source of this 1359-nucleotide messenger RNA. RefSeq names its product putative pre-mRNA-splicing factor ATP-dependent RNA helicase DHX16. Gene Ontology annotation, molecular function: RNA binding. The record is from RefSeq and is a predicted model, not a curated record. Lineage: Eukaryota; Viridiplantae; Streptophyta; Magnoliopsida; Brassicales; Brassicaceae. Gene Ontology annotation, cellular component: intracellular anatomical structure; catalytic step 2 spliceosome.
AUGAAGGCCCAACAAAAGGUCCAGGUGUUCAUUUUCGAGUCGGUUAAGAUAACAACUAUAAAGUAUGUUGUAGAUCCUGGAUUCAGCAAGAUGAAGUCGUAUAACCCGAGGACAGGGAUGGAGUUUUUGCUGAUCACUCCCAUCUCCAAGGCUUCAGCGACUCAACGCGCUGGUCGAGCUGGAAGAACAAGCGCGGGGAAGUGUUACCGUCUCUACACAGCGUUUAACUACAAGAACGACUUGGAGGAAAGCACGGUGCCGGAAGUGCAGAGGACGAAUCUCGCGAGCGUGGUGCUUGCUUUGAAGAGUCUUGGGAUCCAUGAUCUGAUCAGCUUUGAUUUCAUGGACCCUCCACCUGCUGAAGCACUCGUGAAGGCUUUGGAGCUUCUGUUCGGUCUGGGUGCUCUGAAUAAGGUUGGUGAGCUGACGAAAGCUGGUAGGAGGAUGGCGGAGUUUCCCCUUGAUCCCAUGUUGUCGAAGAUGAUUGUUGUUUCGGAUAAGUACAAGUGCUCAGAUGAGGUGUUAUCGAUUGCUGCUAUGCUGUCGGUUGGAGGGUCUGUCUUCUACGGGCCUAAGGACAAGCAGGUUCACGCUGACAAUGCGAGGAUGAAUUUUCACGCUGGAAAUGUCGGUGACCACAUUGCUUUGCUCAAGGUUUACAGCUCGUGGAAGGAAACGAACUACUCUACACAGUGGUGCUAUGAGAACUAUGUUCAGGUAAGGAGCAUGAAAAGAGCGAGAGAUAUCCGUGACCAGUUGGAAGGACUUGUGGAGAGAGUGGAAACAGAAAUCAGCUCAUCAAACAUGAACGAAUUGGAUUCGGUUAGGAAGUCCAUUGUAGCUGGUUUUUUCCCGCACACUGCGAGGCUGCAGAAGAAUGGAUCAUAUCGAACUGUGAAGCAUCCUCAGACGGUGCACAUACAUCCCAAUUCAGGCUUAUCUCAGUUAUUCUUUGUAGGUGUUGUUGUAUAUCAUGAACUAGUGCUCACCUCCAAGGAAUACAUGCGACAGGUAACGGAGUUGAAACCAGAGUGGUUGAUUGAGUUAGCUCCACAUUACUACCAGCUCAAGGACGUUGAAGAUGAUGCAUCAAAGAAAAUGCCCAAAGCUGCUGCGAUCUAACAAGUCAGACUGGAAACAACAGAUGUGGGAGGGGCGUAUAGAAAACUAACUUUGGCAGAUUGCUAAAAGAGCUCUCUUUACUACUAACUACAUUAACUUCUCUUUGGUGUUAGAAAAUAAUUACAAUGUUUAUGAAUAGUCCAAAUCAGUGACCACCUGUUCUUACUAUACAUAUCUCCACCUAAUUAUCAUAUAAAGCACACUGGUUUUUCUAUUAGUUUGCAGUUCAUGAACUAC